AUGCCGCUUUACUUCUCUUUGGGCAGUGUCACGUUCAAAACGGUGCCGACGGACUCGACGGGCGUGGCCCACAUUUUGGAGCACACGACACUCUGUGGCUCGGAGAAGUAUCCCGUGCGGGAUCCCUUCUUCAACAUGCUCAAGCGUAGCUUGAACACCUACAUGAACGCUUACACGGCGCCGGAUCACACGUCGUAUCCCUUCUCGACACAAAACGUGAAGGACUACUACAACCUCUUGUCCGUGUACCUCGAUGCCACGUUCUUCCCCAAGCUGGAGCCUUUCGAUUUCAUGCAGGAGGGCCACAGGCUCGAAUUCGAGAAGAUCGACGAUCCUUCGUCGGCGCUCAAGUUCAAGGGUGUGGUGUACAACGAGAUGAAGGGCGCCAUGUCCGAGGGAGACUCGAUCUUUUACCAGGCGCUGCAUUCGAACCUCUUUUCGAAGACCACCUACAAGAACAACUCUGGCGGCGAGCCCAAGGCCAUACCGGACCUGACCUACGACCAGCUGAUCGAGUUCCAUCGAAGCCACUACCACCCGUCCAACGCCUGGUUCUACACGUAUGGCGAUCUCUCGUUGGAGCACCGUUUGCAGCAAAUCAACGAGAAUGUGUUGUCGCGCUUCUCUCAAAUCGACCCGGGCACGGAUCUUCCCGACGAAGUCCGCUUGACGCAGCCCAAGCGGGUGGAGGCUGUGUAUCCGCCUGUCGCUGGAUCGGACCCGAAGCGACAGGAGAAGUUCACGGUGGCCUGGCUCACCAACAAGACCACGGAUCCGUUCGAGAACAUGAGCAUGAACCUGCUCUCCCGCCUGCUGCUGAAUGGACCCAACGCUCCGAUGUACAAAGUGUUGAUCGACACCAACAUUGGUCUCGACUACGCACCGUCAACCGGCUACGACUCUGGCGCUAGAGAGGCGCCGUUUGCCAUCGGGUUGAGCGGGAUGAAUGAAAAGGACGUGCCCAAGGUGGAAGAGGGCAUUAUGUCCACGCUCAAGCAAGUGGCCGCUGAGGGGUUCCCCGAGGAGCGCAUUCAGUCCGUACUUCAUCAGAUCGAGCUGUCCCAGAAGCACGUGACCACUGACUUUGGCAUGAGCGUCGGGCACGCGAUCAACUACACGUGGAUUCACGGCGCUGAUCCGGCCGAAGUCCUUUCCGUCAACAAGAAAAUCGAGCGUCUGAAGCAGGAGCUGGAGGCUGGCCCCUACUUCCAACACAAGGUGAAACAAUAUUUCCUGGACAAUCCCCACAUGGUCUCCCUCCUGAUGAAGCCCGACGAGAAGUAUCUGGAGAAGCUGGACAAGGAGGAGCAGGCCAGGCUGGAGAAGAUCCGGGCCUCCCUGUCCCAGGCGGAGAUCGACGACAUCAUCGCGAAGGCCAAGUUCCUGAAAGAGCGGCAAGAGCAGCAGCAGAAUGUGUCGAUUCUGCCUACGCUUCACGUUUCGGAUGUGCCCAGGGAAGCGCCCAACAAGGACACCCGGUUCGAACGAAAGACGAUUCCUCUGGCGCACUCGGCCCACCAGCCGACGAACGGGCUGACCUACUUCCGGGGCAUGGCCUCGCUCAACUCACUCCCGAGCGAUCUGGUGCCCUACGUGCCCCUCUUCUGCAGCGCCAUGGCCAGCAUGGGCGCCGGCAGCAUGGACUACCGUCAGCUCGCGCAGAAGAUCGAGUCGCACACGGGCGGCAUCGAGUUCUCGCCCGUCUGCUCGACCCACCAUUCCGACCUUUCGAAGUUCCGGGCGGGCAUCUACGUGUCGUCGUUCUGCCUGGACAGGAACCUGGACCACAUGUUCGAGGACGUGGAGCGGCUCAAGUCGAUCAUCUACGGCAACACGUCCGACAUGCAGGAGUCGCUCGUCGAGUCCGGCCACUCCUACGCCCGCAGCCUCGCCGCCUCCGUCUUCUCGCGAGCAAGCGCCCUACACGAAACGUGGUCGGGCAUCUCCCAGGUCACGCUAAUGCAGCAGCUGGCCCAGAGCGAGGACGUCUCGACCGUCAUCCCGCACCUCAAGGCCAUCGCUGAACACGUGCUCGACGCGUCGCUCAUGCGGUGCAGCAUCGUGGGCGAGGAGGGGUCGCUCCCCCAGGCCGAGCAGAAGCUCACCCAUCUCCUCGGUGGCCUCAAGUCUUCGUCGUCCGCCCAACCGACCGCCGCCGCUGACUACCGGGAGUCGGAGUACGCGCCUCUGUCGCGCCCGCACCGCUUGUUCGUGCCCAUCCCGGCCCAGGUCAACUUCGUGUCGCAGAUCCUGCCGACCGUGCCCUUCACUCACCCCGACUUCCCCAAGCUCAAGGCCCUGUCGAGCCUGGUGUCGUCGUCGUAUCUGCACCCGGAGAUCAGGGAGAAGGGCGGUGCCUACGGCAGCGGAGCGAUGAGCGGCGAAGGCCUCUGGUCGUUCUAUUCCUUCCGUGACCCCAACACCACCAAAACGUUGGACGUGUUUUCGUCGUUGCGGGAAUGGAUGAAGAAGGACGGCGCCUUUCAGGACAAGGACAUCGACGAGGCCAAGCUCCGGCUGUUCUCCUCCAUCGACCACCCCGUCGCCCCGUCCCGACAAGGAGCGCUGGAGUUCACGAGCGGGAUCACGUGGGAGAUGAGGCAGAAGAACAGGGAGGGUAUCCUUGACGCCACCCGGAAGGACCUCAUCGAGAUGGCUGAGAAGUACCUCGUGCCCGCCACCUCGUCCACGUCGCAGGAUGGUGGCCGGUACCCUUCGAUCGCAAUUCUGGGCAACACCGCCCACAACCCCUUCACCGCCGAGGAGACCCUCAACCUGGGGCUCAACAACAGCAACGCGGGCAUCAUCGAAGAGGGCGACGAGGGGAGCGACGAUGACGACAGCGAUAACGACGAGGAACACGGCCAACGCGCAUGA
Acanthamoeba castellanii str. Neff is the source of this 2877-nucleotide messenger RNA. RefSeq names its product pitrilysin metallopeptidase 1, putative. Gene Ontology annotation, biological process: protein processing. Gene Ontology annotation, cellular component: mitochondrial matrix. The coding region runs from base 1 to 2877 and encodes 958 amino acids. The transcript has 21 exons. The record is from RefSeq and is a predicted model, not a curated record. NCBI's taxonomy places the organism in Eukaryota, Discosea, Longamoebia, Acanthamoebidae. Gene Ontology annotation, molecular function: metal ion binding.